Messenger RNA from Entamoeba dispar SAW760, 717 nucleotides. Its product is annotated as exosome complex exonuclease RRP41, putative. NCBI's taxonomy places the organism in Eukaryota, Evosea, Mastigamoebida, Endamoebidae. Gene Ontology annotation, cellular component: nuclear exosome (RNase complex); cytoplasmic exosome (RNase complex); nucleolus. Gene Ontology annotation, biological process: rRNA catabolic process; poly(A)-dependent snoRNA 3'-end processing; nuclear mRNA surveillance. The record is from RefSeq and is a predicted model, not a curated record. The coding region runs from base 1 to 717 and encodes 238 amino acids. The transcript has a single exon.
AUGGAAUAUAUUUCUCCAGAAGGAUAUCGUCUUGAUGGAAGAAGAACAACAGAAAUGAGAAAAUGUGAAAUGGAAAUUAAUUUUUUAAACACAAGUGAUGGAUCUGCAAGAGUAAGAAUGGGAAAUACUAUUGUUGAAGCAGUUGUAUUUGGUCCAUUAGAAGGAAGAAGAAGAAAUAGAGAAGGAGCUGAACUUAUGGUAUCAUAUUCACAAGCUACAUUUGCAACAAGAAAAAGAAGAGAACAAAUGCAUGAUAGAACAAUGAUUGAAACAGCAGAAUUAUUAAAACAAAUGUAUGAACAAGUUAUAAUUACAAAACUUCUUCCAGAAACUAUGAUUGAUUUAAGAGUACAAAUUAUGCAAGAUGAUGGUAGUGUUACAGCAGCUGUAAUUAAUGCAUGUACAUUAGCAUUAAUUGAUGCUGGAAUACCAAUGAUUGAUAUUGUAUCAGCAGCAGAAGGAGGAUAUAUUGAUGGAAAAAUGGUAGUUGAUAUGAAUAAAGAUGAAGAGAAUGUUGGAACAGUAUUUAAUGUUCAUACAGCUAUUAUGCAAAAAAGUGGUGCUGUAGCAUUACUUCAAACAGAAGGAAAAAUGCCAUUACAAAGAUUAGGAGAUUUAUUAUCUAUAGUAGAAGAAGGAGCAAAAACAAUAGGAAUUGAAAUGAAGAAAAGAAUUAGAGAAUAUGGUAUUGAAGUAUUAUCAUAUCAAACUAUUUAA